AUGAUUAGCGCGGACGACGUACAGGAUAAAGUGCAGACGCCCUCUUUGGCGACCGAUCUACUGACGGAGGUGGCAUCGGCGGUGACAGCAGACGACGUGGAUCUGUUUGCCGGGUCGUCCAAGAACUACGAUCUUUGCGACCCACACGAAAGACGGAUUCAAAGGAUUUGCAAGACAAUCAUACGCCGAGACCGCAAUAAUAAGAAACUUAACACGUGA
This is a messenger RNA of Macrosiphum euphorbiae (potato aphid), 219 nucleotides long. Lineage: Eukaryota; Metazoa; Arthropoda; Insecta; Hemiptera; Aphididae. The record is from the annotation of a GenBank genome assembly.